UGACUUGACGACGUCACACGCUGUCGACAGCAGGGAGCAGCAACAGAGCCGCCUGUGCCGAACACUGACUUAGAGUUGGAUGUAAAGUUCUCUGAGCUGCGUCGACAUGGUUGGGAAGAUAAAACAUGUCCGUCAGAAGCUUCACCAGGAGGCGGUGAAGCUCGACAAGCCGAGCAGCCUCUCAAAGUCCCUGGACUCCGCUUCCUGUCCGAGUUUAGAGAAGCCUGCAGCCCCGGAGCUCCACAACACAACACCAACACUGCUGGAGCAAAACAAGAGUGUGGCCUCGAAACACCCUCAACAGGUUCUGGGGCAGGGGAUCUUCCCUUCUGGGGUCUUUGCCGGCACCAAGAUCACUCCAGAGGCCCUGGUACAGACACUCAAGUUCGAGGAACCUCCAGGUGUACCUGUACCUGCUAAGAAAGCCCCAGAAGAGAAGAAAUUGAAGUCAAAGAAAGAGAAGAUGAAGGAGAGGAGGGAGAGAUGGCUUAACAAGAUCAGCUCCAUUAAACAGGCCAAGGAGCAGCAGGCGGCCGAGGCCCGGAGGCAGGCCACGCCCGUGGUGGGGGACAUGAGGGUGCUGGCCGACGCCCUGCCGGAGCUCUCUCAGCUCAUUACCCCCGCCGUCACAGCCCCCACCGCUCGACGCAAGAGCAGGAAAAACAAAGUGCCUGUGAAGAGACCUGAGCCAACAGAUUUCAGUCAGAUGAAACAGUCACAGAAACGCAAACUCCUGGAAUCAGAGACCAGCAGGUUUAGCGACGCAGUAAAGACCCUCUCUGCCAAAAUGAACCCUCUGGUUGAUAUCGGUGAGCAGCUGAGGAAGAGGAUGAGGCAGGAAGAAGAGCAAGGCCCCAGCUAACAACAACAGCAGCAGCAGCUCAACUCUGUGACGCUGAAGUGCUUCCACAAAGCCCAGUCAACACUUGAUGCUGUCGGGAAAACUGGAACAUCCUUGAGUUUGAAAGGAGGAAGAACUCCAUGGACACGGACAAUGGGUGGCAUAGAGUGUAGUAAAUGUUGACUGUAACGGAUAUCCUAUCGGUUUUAUUAUCCAUGUUUACUCUUCGGUAAUAAAUCACAGUUCGUUUACGAA
Epinephelus lanceolatus (giant grouper) is the source of this 1096-nucleotide messenger RNA. RefSeq names its product SLX9 ribosome biogenesis factor (gene slx9). Gene Ontology annotation, biological process: maturation of SSU-rRNA from tricistronic rRNA transcript (SSU-rRNA, 5.8S rRNA, LSU-rRNA). The record is from RefSeq and is a predicted model, not a curated record. NCBI's taxonomy places the organism in Eukaryota, Metazoa, Chordata, Actinopteri, Perciformes, Serranidae. Gene Ontology annotation, cellular component: nucleolus; preribosome, small subunit precursor; 90S preribosome.